ACAUCACAAUUCCUACAGUUUAAUAUCUCUCUCUCUCUCUCUCUCUCUCUCUCUAAUAAUGAAGCAAAGCUUUCAAUAUAAUGUUCUCCUCCUAUUCCUUCUAUUCCUUGUUUCAAACACAAAAAUAUCUGCCAGAUUGAUGGCUACCAAACAAGGACAAGGGGAGGUGAUAAAUCACAGCCAAACGAUUACUGCGGAUUCCACACAAAUGGAAAGCAGUGAAUCAAUGCAUCAGCUAAUGCGGUUGGAUGUCUGUGACAAUGAAGAUGAGGAAUGCACCAAUAGAAGAAUGAUGGCAGAGGCUCACCUGGACUACAUCUACACCCAACAUCACAAGCCCUGACGUUCCAACUUAGACUAAUUUCACUAUUUAUAAUUGGAAUAUAUUAGUCGACAUUCUUCUAAAUCCACCAUCACACGGUGGGACUUAGUAAGUUAGUAUCAACUAUGAUGGACGGUAUUAUGUCAACUGCUAAUCUCACUACUGCAGAUAUGACUGCUACCUGUUUAUUCUUCUGUAUGGUAAUGAAAUUAUGAACAUUAGCAAGCAUAUCA
Tripterygium wilfordii is the source of this 555-nucleotide messenger RNA. Its product is annotated as putative phytosulfokines 6. Gene Ontology annotation, biological process: cell population proliferation. The transcript has 3 exons. Bases 59 to 343 code for a protein of 94 amino acids. Gene Ontology annotation, molecular function: growth factor activity. Gene Ontology annotation, cellular component: extracellular region. NCBI's taxonomy places the organism in Eukaryota, Viridiplantae, Streptophyta, Magnoliopsida, Celastrales, Celastraceae. The record is from RefSeq and is a predicted model, not a curated record.